CAGCAGGUUCAAGUUGAACUGCAUUUUAUUAUUAAAUUGAAUUUAAUUCCACCUUACCAUAUUAAGUUAGAAAUUCAGGUCCCUUACUUCGGCUACCUUUGUAGACCGCCAACCUCUUUAUUGAGCAAGUUAACUUUUUCAAUCUGUUCUAUCUACACACCAGCCAUUCUGCUUCGAUACUCCGAUUUAAGUGAUAUCGACAAUCCGAUUAAACAAAGAUUGAUCAACCUAACCUGCAAAUAUCUAUCAUUGAAUCAUAACCUCAAAUAUUACAACUGUUCAACUAUUCUAUUUAAUCUGACUAUUCUAACCAUCAAUUACUUGUUUAUUGUACGUCCUCUCUUUUCUACGGAACAAAAUAGGUUACAACAUUUGCCAACACAAGAACAUUUCCAUACUGAAGUGAUAUCAAUGAGAAAGACUAGAGCAGUGGGGAAAUUCAUCUCGUACAUAACAAGUGAUCCUCAGAGUUGACGAACUUUGGUUGCAAUGAACUCAAUCGUACGGAAAUCCCAAUUUGGCUUCGUGUUCAUGUUAUUUUACAAUUUUGCACAGGUGCACCUUUUUGAAUUACCAGUGAACUCUUUGAGUGAGCAAACACUGGCUCAAAUGAAUGGCAUAAAAGAAGCAUCCCAAAUCUAUUUGAAAGAUCUUGAUUGGAUAAGAAGAGACAUAACCGAGGGUGUAUUGCAUUGGAGCUACGCUGACUUCAUCAGAGAUCUUACAGUUUUGGAGCAAAUAUCAAAAGAUCAAAAACCAACUUGCUUCGAUUCAAUGGAUGCUACGAUGGAGGGUCUGAAACAAGUUGUAAGCCAAUAUUCAAGUAUAUAGAGUGAAUGAGAUGUA
Molecule: messenger RNA, 846 nt
Organism: Nilaparvata lugens (brown planthopper)
Lineage: Eukaryota; Metazoa; Arthropoda; Insecta; Hemiptera; Delphacidae
Exons: 3
Coding region: 490-831 (113 amino acids)
Source: RefSeq, a predicted model, not a curated record